CGCUCGCGCGCUUUCUUGGGGGACCGAGCCCCCUUCCGCGCAGAGGCCCGCGCCUCCGCAGCCCCUGGCCUCGCGCGGCCUGCGUCUCCUCAGCUCAUCCCGCAGAGUGCGGGGACGCGGGGGGCCGGGCCUGACCGAGGCUCCCCUCCGCAGCCGCGGCCUGACAGCCCAGCCGCCGGCACUUCUGACCCGGAGUCCAGCCGCGCGUCGGGGGCAGCAGCCGAGGGAACUGGGGGCUGUUGGAGCUGGGAAGAGAGGACAAUCCCCUAAAGGAAAAGCAGGCCCCAAGGUGUGAGAAGGAGGGAUGCCCAAGAAAGGCACUGGCCCCUUGUUUUCUGUGCUGGGUGAUGACCUGACACCCGUGGGAAAAGGUCACUGCUGGACACCUGGAUCGGGUCUGUCAUGUACAGAGGAAGCGGCUGUUCUACCAUCUGCCUGCUCUUCUGCCAUUCGAGUGCCCUGACCCUGCCAGCCUAUAGGCCAUGGAGAAUGAGCUACCAGUCCCACAUACGUCUAGCAGUGCCAGUGUCACCAGCAGUACCAGUGGGGCCAGUAGCAGCAGUGGCUGCAACAAUGGCAGCAGUGGUGGAAGUGGCCGCCCCACGGGUCCCCAAAUUUCUGUGUACAGCGGUAUCCCCGACCGGCAGACCGUGCAGGUGAUCCAGCAGGCCCUGCACAGGCAGCCUAGCACCGCGGCUCAGUACCUGCAGCAGAUGUACGCCGCGCAGCAGCAGCACCUCAUGCUGCAGACCGCAGCCCUCCAGCAGCAGCACCUCAGCAGCGCCCAGCUCCAGAGCCUGGCGGCCGUGCAGCAGGCAAGCCUGGUGGCCAACAGACAAGGGAGCACUUCAGGCAGCAAUGUGUCCUCACAGGCCCCGGCCCAGUCAUCUUCGAUCAAUCUGGCAGCCUCCCCGGCAACAGCCCAGCUCCUCAACCGGGCUCAGAGCGUCAACUCCGCAGCAGCCUCAGGCAUCGCCCAGCAGGCUGUGCUCUUGGGCAACACGUCUUCCCCAGCCCUGACUGCGAGCCAAGCACAGAUGUACCUAAGGGCACAGAUGGCCCAGCCAGGUAACCUGGUGCAGGUAGCUAGGAGCCUAGGCGGCACUGUUCCUUUGUCCCCUCAGCUCAUCUUCACGCCCACGGCCACCGUCGCUACUGUGCAGCCUGAGCUCGGCACUGGCUCCCCCGCCCGGCCCCCCACCCCCGCCCAGGUACAGAACUUGACCCUCCGAACACAGCAGACACCAGCUGCAGCAGCCUCGGGCCCUCCCCCUACUCAGCCUGUCCUGCCCAGCUUGGCUUUGAAACCCACGCCUGGCGGUAGCCAGCCUCUGCCUACCCCAUCACAGGGCAGAAACACUGCUCAGGGUUCCCCCGCAGGUGGCAAGCCUGGCAUAACUGACAGUGUGAUGGAGCCACUCAAGAAAGGAGAUGGCAACAGCAGUGUGCCAGGGAGCAUGGAGGGCCGGGCUGGGCUCAGCCGGACGGUUCCUGCUGUGGCUACCCACCCCCUCAUUGCGCCAGAUUUCCAGCUGUCCAUGGGAUAUUCCUACUUGGAUAUCACCCUACCUGCAGCUUAUGCUCAGCUGCAGCCACACCAGCUCCAUCCACAGCCAUCGUCAAAGCACCUGCAGCCCCAGUUUGUGAUCCAGCAACAGCAACAGCCACAACCACAGCAGCAGCAGCAGUCACGGCCUGUUCUCCAAGCCCAGUCCCAACCCCAGCUCGCCUCUGUCCCUCCCAGUGUGGCCCUCCAGCCCAGCUCAGAAGCCCAUGCCAUGCCACUAGGCCCAGUUACACCUGCCCUGCCACUCCAGUGCCCCACUGCCAAUCUGCACAAGACUGGCAGCAGUCAGCAGGGUCACCUUCCCACACCAGAUGCUGGGCCUCAGAAUGGACAUCCCGAGGGCGUGUCCCACACCCCUCCACGCAGGUUCCAGCACACUUCAGCCGUCAUCUUACAGCUGCAGCCUGCUUCACCGGUGCCCCAGCAGUGCACCCCUGAUGACUGGAAGGAAGUGGCGUCUGGGGAGAAGAGUGUGUCUGAGACUCGGUCUGGCCCAUCACCACAUCAGCAAGCCAUUGUCACUGCCAUGCCUGGUGGCCUGCCUGUACCCAAGAGCCCCAACAUCCAGCAGUCCCCAGCUCAUGAGACAGGGCAGGGCAUUGUUCAUGCACUGACCGACCUCAGCAGCCCCGGCAUGACCUCAGGGAACGGAAACUCUGCCUCCAGCAUCGCCGGCACUGCCCCCCAGAAUGGUGAGAAUAAACCACCACAGGCCAUUGUGAAACCCCAAAUCCUGACGCAUGUUAUCGAAGGGUUUGUGAUCCAGGAGGGGGCGGAGCCUUUCCCGGUGGGACGCUCGUCCCUGCUGGUGGGGAAUCUCAAGAAGAAGUAUGCACAGGGGUUCUUGCCUGAGAAACUUCCACAGCAGGAGCACACAACCACCACUGACUCGGAGAUGGAAGAGCCCUAUCUGCAAGAAUCCAAAGAGGAGGGUACUCCCCUCAAACUCAAGUGUGAGCUCUGUGGCCGGGUGGACUUUGCCUACAAGUUCAAGCGUUCCAAGCGCUUCUGUUCCAUGGCUUGUGCAAAGAGGUACAACGUGGGAUGCACCAAACGAGUGGGACUUUUCCACUCAGACCGGAGCAAGCUGCAGAAGGCAGGAGCCACAACCCACAACCGCCGUCGGGCCAGCAAAGCCAGUCUGCCCACGCUUACCAAGGAUACCAAGAAGCAGCCAACAGGCACCGUACCCCUUUCAGUUACUGCCGCCUUGCAGCUAACACACAGCCAGGAAGACUCCAGCCGUUGCUCAGAUAACUCAAGCUAUGAGGAACCCCUGUCACCCAUCUCAGCCAGCUCAUCCACCUCCCGCCGGCGACAAGGCCAGCGGGACCUGGAGCUCCCUGACAUGCACAUGCGGGACCUGGUGGGCAUGGGACACCACUUCCUGCCAAGUGAGCCCACCAAAUGGAACGUGGAAGAUGUCUAUGAAUUCAUCCGCUCUCUGCCAGGCUGCCAAGAGAUAGCAGAGGAAUUCCGUGCCCAGGAAAUCGACGGGCAAGCUCUGCUGCUGCUCAAGGAGGACCACCUGAUGAGCGCCAUGAACAUCAAGCUGGGGCCCGCCCUGAAGAUCUACGCUCGCAUCAGCAUGCUCAAGGACUCCUAGGGCUGGCCGGGGCAGCCAGCAUUCUGGCCCAGGCUUCCUCCUCCUGACUGAGCAGAGCCAGACAGACAUUCCUGAGGGGCCCAGAAAUGGGGCCAGUCGGAGGGAAGGGGCUCUCCCUAGGGGCGUGGCUGGUGAGGAGGUCUGGGCACCUCCUCCGUGGCUCUCAGGGGCCUUUCAUUUCUGUGGGAGGGGCAGAGAGGUAGGCGGCACAGAAGAUGGGGCUUUAUGCUUGUAAAUAUUGAUAGCACUGGCUUCCUCCAAAGUCCCAAUCCUCCAGCCCCGCUCUCUUCCCCUCUCUCUGUCCCCCAUUUUCCAGGGGGUAUAUGGUCAGGGCUCCCCAACCUGGGUUGGGUUACUUCCAAGGGCAGCCAGCAGGCCUGGAUAGAGGCCUAGAAAGCCCUUGGCUUCCUUCCUCCCACUCUUUCUCCAGGCCUGGUUAACUCUUCCGUUGCCAGCUUCUCCCCUUUCAGCCUGCUUCCGCAGCAGCCGGGGUUCUCCCCAUCCCCUCUGCAGGUGGAGAGAGAGAAGCUGGGCCCAGUUGGGCCAUGCCUGCUGGCACAGACGCCUUAACGCUGUGUGUAUGACUGUAUGACUGUGUGGGAGCCUGGACUGACAGAUAGGCCGAGGGCCAUCCUCUGGCAUCUCCAGGUGUUUUGUAGCAAACAGCCACUUAGUGCUUUGUCCUGGACUCCACUCGGUUUCAGGAUGGGGAAUAGCAAAGAAGGACAGCCCCGGUGCAGAGAGGCAAGAUCAGAGAGAGACGGAGAUCAGACUGGUCAAGGUGUCUCUGACGCCCCCGCCCCACACUGUGAAGCUCCCCUGACUGCCCUCCUGGCUCACAAACAGCAUUAAGAAAGCUGCGGGUGGGCUGGGCCGCAAAGCCCGGGGGUGGAGCCAGGCCAGCCUCCUGGUCCGCCUGCCGGGCUGCCCCGCAAGCCCCAGUGAACUCUGAGGGGACAGAACAGCUAGUGUGACCGUGAUGUGACGUGACGAAGGCAGCUCUUGGCCUCCCGCUCCCACACUUCUUUGCCUAUAAAACUUGCUAGCAGCAGUUGGAGCUGCCUGAGGAGAAGGCAGGGCAGGAAGGGCGAGGGCCUGCCUCUGACUUGCCCUGUCCUUUGCAGGCUCCUGGGGGUGUCCUUUGCCGAAAGGGGGUGGGCACCUUUCUCAGCUUGUUCUAUUCCCCACCCACACCCCCAGCCAGGGUUGGAAAUGAAGGACUUUUUUAACCUUUUUUGUUUUUUAAAAAUAAAUCUGUAAAAUCCA
Molecule: messenger RNA, 4439 nt
Organism: Lemur catta (Ring-tailed lemur)
Lineage: Eukaryota; Metazoa; Chordata; Mammalia; Primates; Lemuridae
Gene: PHC2
Product: polyhomeotic homolog 2
Exons: 16
Coding region: 483-3173 (896 amino acids)
Cellular component (GO): PRC1 complex; nucleus
Molecular function (GO): zinc ion binding; protein binding
Source: RefSeq, a predicted model, not a curated record